Hordeum vulgare subsp. vulgare (domesticated barley) is the source of this 2859-nucleotide messenger RNA. Its product is annotated as linoleate 9S-lipoxygenase 2-like. The record is from RefSeq and is a predicted model, not a curated record. The transcript has 7 exons. Gene Ontology annotation, molecular function: oxidoreductase activity, acting on single donors with incorporation of molecular oxygen, incorporation of two atoms of oxygen; protein binding; metal ion binding. Bases 77 to 2659 code for a protein of 860 amino acids. Lineage: Eukaryota; Viridiplantae; Streptophyta; Magnoliopsida; Poales; Poaceae. Gene Ontology annotation, biological process: lipid oxidation.
CCUCCCUCUCAAUCUCUCAUUGUCCUUAGCCACACACAGCACCAGAGUACGUGUCCGCUUUUCGUUUAGAAGGAAGAUGUUGGGCGUGAGAAACCUGGCCGGGGCAGGGGGGCUCAAGGGCACCGUGGUCCUCAUCCCUAAGAAGGCGGUCGAGUACAACGACUUCCAGGGCACCGUCAUGGGCGGCGGCACCGACACCGAGCUCUUCGGCGGCAGAGUCACCUGUCAGCUCAUCAGCUCCACGCUCCGUGGCCGCACUGCAGGCAACGCGAGCCGCGGGAAGGUGGGCAAGGAGGCAAACCUGGAGCCGUGUCUCGUGAAGAAGAGCCUGCUGGGCGUCCCGACGGGCGAGCAGAAGUUCGAGGUGACGUUCAACUGGUCAAUGGAUCUGGGCGUGCCGGGCGCGAUCAUCGUCAAGAACAAUGACGAGAAGGAGUUCUUCCUCAAGACCAUCACCCUGGACAACGUGCCCGGCCACGGGGCCGUCGUCUUCAUCGCCAACUCCUGGGUCUACCCGCAGGCCAAGUACAGCUACAACCGCGUCUUCUUCACCAACGACACGUACCUGCCGCACCAGAUGCCGGCGGCGCUCAAGCCGUACCGCGACGACGAGCUCCGGAACCUGAGGGGCGACGAGCAGCAGGGGCCCUACGAGGUACACGACCGCGUCUACCGCUACGACGUCUACAACGACCUCGGCGACGCCCGCGACGUCCUCGGCGGCUCCACGGACCUCCCCUACCCUCGCCGCGGCCGCACCGGCCGGAAGCCCUCACCCAACAAGCCUGACCACGAGAGCCAGGGGAACGUGUACGUGCCAUGCGACGAGCAGUUCGGGCACAUCAAGGAGUCCGACUUCCGGGAGUACGCACUGAAGGCGCUGGUGCACGGGAUCAUACCGAUCCUCCGCGAGUUCUGCGACAAGGACGACACACCCGGCGAGUUCGACUCCUUCGCCGACGUCCUCAAGAUCUACAAGGACGGCAUCAAGCUGCCCAACAUCCGGGGCAAAGAGCGCAGUAGCCUCCCGCCCCAGCUCGUCAAGGACAUCAUCACCCCCAUGGGCAUGGGCGACAACCUUUGGUCCCUCUUCAAGCUCCCCAGGCCGCACAUCAUCAACAAGGACGAGAAAGCAUGGAUGACUGACGAUGAGUUCGCGAGGGAGAUGCUGGCCGGUGUCAACCCCCUGAUGAUCAAACGCCUCACGGAGUUCCCUCCCAAGAGCAGUCUAGAUCCUAGCAAGUACGGCGACCACACCAGCACCAUCACCGAGGCGCACAUCGCCGAGCGCCUCGAGGGCCUCACCGUGCACCAGGCGCUCGCCAGCAACAGGCUCUACAUCGUGGACCAGCACGACAACCUGAUGCCGUUCCUCAUCGACAUCAACAAUCUCAGCAACAGCUUCGUGUACGCGACCAGGACCCUGCUCUUCCUGCGAGGGGACGGCACGCUCACCCCGGUCGCCAUCGAGCUCAGCUCGCCCCUGCUCCAGGGCGACCUGACAACCGCCGAGAGCACCGUGUACACGCCGGAGGACGCCGGCGUCGAGGGCUGGAUAUGGCAGCUCGCCAAGGCCUACGUCUCCGUGAACGACUACGGCUGGCACCAGCUGAUCAGCCACUGGCUCAACACGCACGCGGUCAUGGAGCCCUUCGUCAUCGCCACCAACAGGCAGCUCAGCGUGACCCACCCGGUGCACAAGCUCCUGCACCUGCACUACCGCGACACCAUGAACAUCAACUCGCGGGCUCGGGGGAUGCUCAUCAACGCCGACGGCGUCAUCGAGAAGACCGUGUUCCCGGGCAAGCACGCUAUGCCCAUGUCUUCCAUGGUCUACAAGAACUGGAACUUCACGGAACAAGCUCUGCCCGACGAUCUAAUCAAGAGGGGCAUGGCAGUGGAGGACCCAUCGAGCCCACACAAGGUGCGGCUGCUGAUCGAGGACUACCCGUACGCGGCGGACGGGCUGGCCGUGUGGCACGCGAUCGAGCAGUGGGUAGCAGACUACCUGACCAUCUAUUACCCCGACGACGGCGUGCUGCAGGGCGACGUGGAGCUGCAGGCGUGGUGGAAGGAGGUGCGGGAGGUCGGGCACGGCGACCUCAAGGAUGCGGCGUGGUGGCCCGAGAUGCAGACAGUGGCGGAGCUGAUCAAAUCCUGCGCCACCAUCAUCUGGAUAGGGUCGGCGCUCCACGCGGCCGUCAACUUCGGGCAGUACGCCUACUCAGGCUACCACCCCAACAAGCCGUCGAUGAGCCGGCGGCCGAUGCCGGUGCCGGGCAGCAAGGAGUACGCGGAGCUGAGCAGCGACCCGGAGCGGGCGUACAUCCACACCAUCACCAGCCUGUUCCAGGCCCUGGUGGGCAUCUCGCUGAUGGAGAUCCUCUCCAAGCACUCCUCCGACGAGGUGUACCUGGGCCAGCACGACACGCCGGAAUGGACGUCGGACGCCAAGGCGCUGGAGGCGUUCAAGCGGUUUGGGGCGAGACUGGUGGGCAUUGAGAAGCAGGUGAUGGACAUGAACGAGGACACGCGGCUGAAGAACCGCAUCGGGCCGGCCAAGUUCCCCUACAUGUUGCUUUUCCCCAACACCUCCGACCACACCGGCGAGGCCGAGGGGCUCUCGGCCAAGGGCAUCCCCAACAGCAUCUCCAUCUGAAUAACUAGUGAGGGAGUGCUGCCGGUGCAUGCUUGCCAUGCAUGACCUCAAUAAGGCAAUAACCUCCGGUAUUGCUAUGGCCUUCAGUUUGGGCCUUUUAAGCUCCUCUGUAACCUCUCUUUUUUUGUCUAGGUUCAAAUUUCCCAAAUAGAAUCCGACCUUUUCUAAUAAUAAAAAUAUGAGGUCCCUCUUUGAUAUCA